Molecule: messenger RNA, 1068 nt
Organism: Cladocopium goreaui
Lineage: Eukaryota; Dinophyceae; Suessiales; Symbiodiniaceae
Source: the annotation of a GenBank genome assembly
UAGCCGUUUCAGUUCAAAAGUGCAAAGCGUAUUGAGAUCCUUUGCGAUCCACCACUUCAAGCUAUGCGGAAUUCAAUAACUUGUUUGCUGCUUGGAAACCUGACACUCAGCUUUGCUGCAAUCUCUGCUCCGACCUCUUGCCAGAUUACCCAGAGCUCCUUCACGGCCUCAAAUCCAACAGAGACCACUGUGUCUGUGACUUCCAAUGAAAAAAGGGUGACAUUCUCUUUGCAGGUGGACUUUCAAGGAACAUGCACAAGCAGCACUGGUGAUACAAGUUGGGUGUCAGCCAGUGGUGCUCGAAGCUACUAUGUGCAGGGAAUUGACAGCACCAACAGCAAGACCGGAGAGACAUUUUACGGCGUGGAAGUCAAAGACGAACAGGACAACAAUGCCUUUAAGUACGGCUCUAGGUGGACUGACCAAGCAUGCGUCUCCGAGGAGUUUAAAGGCACUUGGACAGCAGGCAGUGAAGUUUGCGAUUCAACAAGCGGAACCAUUUCUGGCACAGAUUGCAGAGACUUGUUCAACGCAGUGGAAGCUUCGAUAUGCUGGCAGAUACCUAGUCCUGUCGUUUGCAUUGACAGCAAACUAGUGUCUGGCACCCUCAGUGCAUACGCAAGCUUGCGAUUGGUGGCUGCUGGGGAGACUGUCACCAGCAGCCCGAGCAUCGUCUUGGAUUUGACCAGCGGCGGCUACUAUUCAUGCUCUGGUCAAUCAGCUGAUGUAGUUUCAGCUUCUGCAGUGAAUUUUGCUGCGAGCACAUUCCAUCUGGCAUCCUGGCUAGUAGUGUAUUUCGGAUUGUUCUUUUGAAGUACUGUGGAUACGAACACCGCGUUUCGAAAGAGAUCGCGCAACCUCCGUUGCAUUCUGGUUUAUUUAGAUUUCAACAUUAUUUAAGGUACAGGAAAGACCAUGUUUCCAUGACAAUAGAUGCUGUCAGCAGAAAAGCGCGCAAUCUCAUUGUCGACGCUGCAUGCGCAGCCUGCUUUCUUUUGGCUGGCUAGAUGGCACAAAGUGGCCAAAUUCAAUGGAGCAUGCGCAAAUCUUUCAGAGAUGGACGCAAAA